CCUCCGAGUCUUUUAGCAGCCGCAUAUUAAAAUUUUAGAGGGUGCUCCAUUCUAACUUGGGAAUGUAAAGGGCUUCCUUGGCCUCGCUGUGAACGCAGCUUGAGAUUCUGUAAAGGGAGGCGGAGCAGAAAGCGCGGGCCCCCACUCACUAGUGUGACCAUGGGCAAGUCACUAACUUCGUAAAUUUAAGUUGUAACGGUGAUAACCAACUCACUGUUUUUGCGAGGCCCUGAUCGAAGCCUUUGUAUUUAUUUAAAUCUCCUAAAAGCCUACUGAGGAAGCUGCUAGUAUAAUCUCCAUUGUCUUGCAAUUUAUUGGUCAUAUGAUCUGGACUUCAGCUUUUUGUGACUUUUUCAUCAUCUUAAGUGGGAUACUGAUGAAGCAUCGGACUGUUAUUUGUGAGGAUUACGUGGUGUAAGGCAGGGGGCUUUUUAGUUCAAUACCUAGAAUACAAAAAAUGUUGGCUGUGUGUUAGCUUCUGUGGUUUAAUUCACUUUACCCCACCCAAAGCAAACCCAGGUAAUUUUGACUUUCUGUUCUUGUUGUUGGGCAAAGCAGGGUGUAGGCAUCUCUAAAAAGUCCUUUCUGAUAAUUGAAGAGAGAUAGUUGAGGGGAAAAAAAAAGAAGUAAUUGAAAGCGCAAUAUGAGAAACUGGAAAAAAAAAAAAAGACCUUAUGUAUAAUUAAGCACCGUUGGCCUUUUGUAAAAUGCCUGUGGAAUUUAAAAUGAAUUUAUAUUGCAAUUCAAAGUUCCCCUAAAAAAUGAUGCAGUCCUUUUAUACCCUUUGAAUUGAACUGGCGGGGGGGGGGGUCCACCAGGUCAACAAAUCAAAAUUCAUCUUUUAGCAGAAUUUCUUUCAGAUAUAGAUGCACUUUAUUGGCUUCCCUGUAUUGGAGAACUUUAAAAAAGGAAAUUUAAAGCUCAUGUGAAUUUUCUACUUCAUAAUCUCAUGGGUUUUGCCCAUUAUGAUUGUUGUUGUUAUUUGGUGCCAUCAAGUUGGUUCCGACUCAUAGUGACCCUGUGUACAACAGAAGGAAAUGCUGCCUGAUCCUCCCAUUCUCUUGAUCAUUGUUGUGCUUGAGCUCAUUGUCCCAGCCAUUGUGUCAGUCUAUCUCAUUGAAGGUCUUCCUUUUUUUCAGUGACCUUCUACCUUACCAAGCAUGGUGUCCUUCUCCAGGGACUGGUCCCUCCUGAUAAUAUGUGCAAAGCAGGAAAAAAUUGACAUGUCUAGAUUUCCUGCUGAACAUAUUAGAAAUUUCAGUGUCAUUGCACAUGUGGAUCAUGGCAAAAGUACGUUAGCUGACAGGCUUCUGGAACUAACAGGGACAAUCGAUAAAACAAAGAAUAAUAAGCAAGUUCUUGAUAAAUUGCAAGUGGAACGAGAAAGAGGAAUCACUGUAAAAGCACAGACCGCAUCUCUCUUUUACAAUUGUGAAGGAAAGCAGUAUCUUUUAAAUCUCAUUGAUACACCUGGCCAUGUUGACUUUAGCUAUGAAGUAUCCAGGUCCCUCUCUGCUUGCCAGGGCGUUUUACUUGUGGUUGAUGCAAACGAGGGUAUUCAAGCCCAAACUGUAGCAAACUUCUUUCUUGCCUUUGAAGCACAGCUAUCAGUAAUUCCAGUUAUAAACAAGAUAGAUUUGAAGAAUGCUGAUCCUGAAAGGGUCGAAAAACAAAUUGAAAAGGCCUUUGAUAUUCCAAGUGAUGAAUGUAUUAAGAUUUCUGCUAAACUUGGAACAAAUGUUGAAAGUGUUCUUCAGGCAGUCAUUGAAAGAAUACCCCCUCCUCAAGGACAUUGCAAAAAUCCCCUGAGAGCUUUGGUAUUUGACUCCACCUUUGACCAGUAUAGGGGUGUGAUAGCCAAUAUAGCAUUAUUUGACGGAGUGGUUUCCAAAGGAGAUAAAAUUGUGUCUGCACAUACUCAAAAGAUCUAUGAAGUUAACGAAGUAGGAAUUCUGAAUCCUAAUGAGCAGCCAACUGAUAAAUUAUAUGCAGGACAGGUGGGCUAUCUGAUUGCUGGGAUGAAAGAUGUCACUGAAGCGCAAAUAGGAGAUACAUUAUAUCUACAUAAGCAACCAGUGGAGCCCUUGCCUGGGUUUAAAUCAGCGAAACCAAUGGUAUUUGCAGGAAUGUACCCUAUAGACCAGUCUGAAUAUAAUAACCUGAAGAGUGCUAUAGAAAAACUGACUUUAAAUGACUCCAGUGUAACAGUUUAUCGGGAUAGUAGCCUUGCUUUAGGCGCUGGCUGGAGGUUGGGAUUUCUUGGACUCUUGCAUAUGGAAGUUUUCAACCAGCGACUAGAACAAGAAUAUAAUGCUUCUGUUAUUUUGACAACCCCCACUGUUCCAUAUAAAGCUGUUCUUUCAUCAGCAAAAUUGAUAAAGGAAUAUAGAGAAAAAGAAAUUACAAUCAUCAACCCUGCACAAUUCCCUGAGAAAUCAAAAGUAACAGAAUAUUUGGAGCCAGUUGUUUUGGGCACUGUUAUCACACCAGAUGAAUACACUGGAAAAAUUAUGAUGCUUUGCCAGGCUCGAAGAGGAGUUCAGAAGAAUAUGAUGUAUAUUGAUCAACACAGAGUUAUGCUUAAAUAUCUCUUCCCUUUGAAUGAAAUUGUGGUAGAUUUUUAUGAUUCUUUGAAAUCCCUGUCUUCUGGAUAUGCUAGUUUUGAUUAUGAAGAUGCAGGUUACCAAACUGCAGAACUUGUAAAAAUGGAUAUUCUAUUGAAUGGAAAUAUUGUAGAAGAGCUAGUAACUGUUGUACACAAGGACAAAGCACAUUCUGUUGGCAAAGUCAUAUGUGAACGUCUAAAGGAUUCUCUUCCCAGGCAGCUGUUUGAAAUUGCAAUUCAAGCUGCUAUUGGAAGUAAAAUCAUUGCAAGAGAAACGGUGAAAGCCUAUAGAAAAAAUGUUUUGGCAAAAUGUUAUGGUGGUGAUAUUACCCGAAAAAUGAAACUUCUGAAGAGACAAGCAGAAGGAAAAAAAAAACUGAGAAAAGUUGGCAACAUUGAAGUUCCAAAAGAUGCUUUUAUAAAAGUUCUGAAAACACAACCUGAUAAAUAAUUGGUAGGAAAAUAUAAAGAAUUUUCAUAAAUAAAAUUUUUGUAUCCUUUAAUUUUUCUUAGUAUUUAUAUUA
Molecule: messenger RNA, 3129 nt
Organism: Loxodonta africana (African savanna elephant)
Lineage: Eukaryota; Metazoa; Chordata; Mammalia; Proboscidea; Elephantidae
Gene: GUF1
Product: GTP binding elongation factor GUF1
Exons: 17
Coding region: 1161-3056 (631 amino acids)
Biological process (GO): positive regulation of translation
Cellular component (GO): mitochondrion
Molecular function (GO): GTPase activity; GTP binding; mitochondrial ribosome binding
Source: RefSeq, a predicted model, not a curated record